UCACUUUGCCAACAAACUGACAGUACAGCAGUUUCUCACUGCAGACGACGUCUUUUGGCAGAAACCAUACUUUUUGUCCGUGAUUAAACUUUGUGAAAACAGCAACAAGCUAGCCAUGUCGAUAAACACAGAUUUAUAGCAUCAACAUGAGAAUUCGUCGAACUGCAUUUACGUGUUCAAGUCGCUUUUUAGCAUUGGUGUAUCUCUGUUACCUAUUUCAGGAUGGGAAUACUCAGCUUCUCAUCAAUGUCAAAAAUCAGGGUGGUGACGUCUUGCAGGAAACAAUCACAUCGAAUGUCACGGAAGAUGUAGUCACACUUGAAUUUCAGAGGUCAGAUGGCACUUUAGUCACCCAAUUAAUUGAUUUUAGACAGAAUGUUCAAAUUUUGAAGGCCCUUGUUCUAGGCGAAGAAGAAAGAGGGCAAAGUCAGUACCAGGUUAUGUGCUUUGUCUCUCACAUAGAAAAGGCUGAAUUUAUAUCAUCAGAUGCUAUGGCAAAGCUCAGACAGAAAAAUCCAGGCACUGUACGAAUGCCUGAAGAAGACCGGGGAAGACAUAACUUCACUAUGGAUCUCUUUGUUGACACAUCUAGAUCUGGAGUAAUAUCCAAACACAUAGUAAAUCUAUGUACAGAGGCCAAAGAUGCUACAUAUACUAGACAAGCAGAUCUUAAACUUUGGUCAGAGCAACCAGGUGCAUCUAUGUCUAUUCUUCUUUCAUCAGUCUCUCCUUUUCCUGUGGAGAAUACAUCUCCUCCUCGAUGUAUCGAGAUCACAAGCAUGUGGAAACCAUGCACCUGUCAUCUUGAAAUGUGUAUUGGAUGGUAUCCAUGCUCAUUAAAGUAUUGCAAAGGGAAGAGUGAUGCAUCAUAUCGCUGUGGAAUUAAGACCUGCCGGAAAUGCAACCUUUUUGCAUAUUAUGUUUCACAAAAGCAAAUGUGCCUCUGGGAUGAAUGACCCCGGCCAUACAGUGGGCUUUUCUCAUCACAAACACAUCUCUUUGUUGGAAAUGACUGAAGUGUUGUGUGGAUAAAGAUGGCUCACUGACUCCACAAACUGUUUCUUUUAUAUCUAGUAUAGUUUUCUGGUAAGAUUAUUAUUAUUAUUAUUAUUUAUUUAUUUUGCUGGAAAUGAGUGAAUGUAGUACGUCCAAUAUAUACUGCAUUACUAUAUGUACAUUGAGUUUUGAUUCAUAUUGACUCUUUAUGUUUGUCUUAUUGAGUGUCACUAUUGAAGUUGUUAUCUGAAGAUCAAAGCAAGUGAUAUUUUUAGUUUAAAAUCUGAUCGGCUAUCACUUGCAAUACAGUUGUGCUUGUACUCCACCAGCAGUGUCCUACCUUUUUGUGAUACAAUAGUUGUAAGGUUUGUUAAAUUGAAUAUUUCUUGCUAUGUGAAUAUAUUUGUUCAAAAUUAUUUUCCAUGACAUAUUUUAUUCAAAUUGGUAUUAGAUUAUGAAACUUCAUUAUUUUAUCUUAGUGAAGAAAGAAAGUGUGUGUGUUUUUUUUUUAAUUGCAAACAUUGUUGGUACAGUUGAUGGAUUUCAAAUUUGCUGUCUACCUGUGUAGAUUAUCAGAGUAGUUUCUGAAAAAAAAAUUUCAAAACAAUGUUUGAAUAGAAUGAGUGAAAGUAUGUAUUUCAUUGCAAUUUUUUGGUUUGGUUUUGUUUUGUUUUGUUUGUAAAGAUGGAUUUAGUCUCGGUGAAGCCAGUGAAGCUGAAGCCACCCCAUCAUUUGAUGGGUAAUCUGAUUAAUCUGAGAACUUAAGCUAGCUUCAAGCUAUAAGAUUACCCAAAACAAAUGGCGGCGUGGCUUCAGCUUCACUGGCUUCACCGAUACUUAAUCCAUCAUGAUCAUGCACGAUGCAGGAUAGCAGAUCAGAGAACUUGAAGUCACUCAUAUAUUUAAUUCAGAUGUUGGUUUGCAUUUUGCAUUGCAAGAUCCUUGCAAUAUUCUGUAUUGUGUUUCUAGACUAGAGUAUAUAUUGUCUUUCACUUUUAAACUUCUGCACUUAAACUACCAAAUUACAGUGGUUUUGAUCCAAUUUAUGUGAUAAAUGGAAACAUUGCUAGCUAGGUAUAAAUUUAUUUACCUAUCUUGAUUGCCUAUGAAGGUAUAAGAAAUACAUUUUGACAAUUGAGAGAAGUGUUGUUUUCAAAUAUUUUUGAUCUCUGUAGUUUUGAGAAAAUAAUACGCAUGCUGGCCUAUCUGAUUGUCAUAAAUGUGCUGCUUGGACAGAAUGUUGUGCUGCAAUUCUGUUAUUUAUUGUGUGUACAAGUUUGAAAAUUGGAAAGGUGUCCUUAUGUCUUUUACAUUUUGAAUGCAUCGUAAGCAUCCAUUGUGUCAGGUUGUUUGGUUUCUUUCUAAUGUUUCUUUGUACUCACAAGAUAAAAGAAUUUGAUUUUUAGUUCUAAUAAUCUGCAAGGGAGUGAGGUCUCUUGGUCCAUUUGUAGCUAUUGACAGGGAGCAAUAUUUUUGUAGGCCCUAGGCACAAUGGAUAUGUAUUUUUUCUUCUUUUUUUUCCAUGCCCUAAGUAAUGACAAAGAACUGAAGACAUUUUUCUGACAGCGGGUGCUUAGUUUUAUCUGAUGUCCUAUGUACUAUGUUAAGAUUUGACUCUAAGUGCCAUUUAUUGUAUUGUAAUUUAAAAUUGAUAUUGUACAUAUUUUGCCUGUUGUGCAUCGCAGAUUACUAAUUUUUUUACAUUUUGUACCUGAUAAAUAAAGCCUUACCACAGAAAUC
This is a messenger RNA of Frankliniella occidentalis (western flower thrips), 2736 nucleotides long. It is a transcript of the gene oaf, whose product is annotated as out at first protein. The transcript is spliced from 5 exons. The coding region runs from base 147 to 956 and encodes 269 amino acids. The record is from RefSeq and is a predicted model, not a curated record. NCBI's taxonomy places the organism in Eukaryota, Metazoa, Arthropoda, Insecta, Thysanoptera, Thripidae.